CUUGCAUAUUUGCUCCUCCGGCGAGUAAAUGAUUCUAGUGUAGCGAGCCAGCAACUUCUUCUCCGGACCGCCGCCUCGAUCUGCCUUUAUCUUUGGGUCAGCAGCUGCAUCGAUCAUCGUCCUCCACUCAUAAGUCGUCAGUCCACGCGUCUUCUGUUUUUAAUCGCUUGAGCUUCGCCCCUUCUCACCUUUAAUUUGUUUCUGGCUCCUCCCUCACGCACAGUGCAUUGCAAAUUGACCACAUCUUCUGAUGCGCACAACCUGUUCGAUAAAAUGCUGAAGAGAGCAAUAGCGAGAGAAAACUACACUUCUACUUUCAGACAUCAUCAGAAGCGAACUCUCGUAAACGCAAAGGUGAAAUGGGUAAAAGACAGUGUCUUAGACAGGGCAGUAGCCGGUGGGAGAGAACUCCAGGCCGCCUCUAUUCUUCUUUCCCUCAUUGGCUCAGACCCCCACCAUUGGCUUCCCAUUUAUCAUCUCCGUCGCUAUCGCGGCCAGCUUGGCCUCCCUCUUCACCUCAAACUUUCCGUUUUUCUUAGACGAUACCCCAGCAUUUUCCAGGAGUUCUACCGUCGUGAUACCGGAGGAACUCCGGUUCCUUGCUUCAGAUUAACUUCCCAGGCACUAGAGCUUCACCAAGAAGAAGCUGAGAUACGCAGAGAGUGUCAUACAGAUAUAGUUAACAGGUUGAGGAAGCUUCUUAUGCUCACCAAGGAAAGAAUGCUUCCUCUGCAAACACUUGAUCAGCUGAAGUGGGAUAUGGGUUUGCCGAGUGAUUACCAGAGAUUGUUUACCAACAACUCCUCUUCAGAUUUGUUUUCUUUUGUUCGUCUUUGCGAUGAUCGUUUGGGACUAAAGCUAUUACUUUGGGAUGAUCGAUUAGCGGUUUCCCAUUUAGAAAUGAAUUCUGUGAUGAAGAAUGGAGCAUUGGCUUUUCCCAUUGGAUUCCCAAGGGGUUUUGGGUUGAAAAGGAAGUUUAUGGAGUGGUUGGAGGAGUGGCAAAAGCUGCCUUAUACUUCUCCUUUUGCAGUAGAUUUGGCCUCGCGUUUGGAUCCCCGCACUGAUGUUUCAGAGAAGAGAAUUGUGGGAGUGUUUCAUGAGCUUUUGCACCUUACAUUACAGAAGAGGACAGAGAGGAAGAAUGUGAGCAAUCUUCGUAAACCGUUGGGAUUGCCCCAAAAAUUCACCAAAGUGUUUGAGAGGCAUCCUGGGAUUUUUUACAUUUCUAAAAAGGGUGACACCCAAACUGUUGUCCUCAGAGAGGCUUAUGAUCACAGUCAACUCAUUGAGAAGCACCCCCUUGUUGGUUUGAGGGAUAAAUUAGCAAGUAUGAUGAAUCAAGGGUUUUUGGAUCGUAGUCGGGGUUUGUAUAACAAGGAAACCAAAGGAGGCUUUGAGGAAGAUUCAUUAACAAGUUGUUUUGUUGGUGAAAGAACUAGAUAUGCAUCUGAUGAAGACUCAGAUUUUAAUCUCCUUUCUGAAUAUGAAUCAGACUAAACCAUAUGACAUUGUGAAGUAAUAACUGCAGCCUGACAUGAUUGAAUGCUACAUGAUGAAUAAGUACAUUGUUUCUUAUCCAUAUGACAAUGGGGUUCUGAUAGCAAAUGGCGUGUUACUUUCAAUCACCUGAGCUCUCAUGGUCAUGAUUUUUUGGAGGGACAAAUGUCGCGAGGUGCUUUUUCAAGUAAAAGUAGCAAGAUAUCCGGAUUUAAGUGAGAGAGCUGGUGGAAAUAAGUCAUUCUGGAUAGUUGAUUCCUAACAGGAAAAUACUACUUGGACUCCCUAACAUGGCAAGGUACUUCUUGGUUACAGUCAAAGCAAUAAUUUAGAGAUUGCAGCAAGGCAUUGCUUUGAGUGGCAUCUUUGAUGGAAAGGUAUUUACACAGUUAUCAUGUUCCAAUUAGGCAUGAGAAGUUCAAUAAUCAACACUUUGAAUGUAAAGAACACACAGUUUUUAUGUAUUUGACUAUUUGAGUGUUGGAUAUUUGGUGUAUUUUUAUAA
This is a messenger RNA of Ipomoea nil (Japanese morning glory), 2002 nucleotides long. Its product is annotated as protein ROOT PRIMORDIUM DEFECTIVE 1. The record is from RefSeq and is a predicted model, not a curated record. Lineage: Eukaryota; Viridiplantae; Streptophyta; Magnoliopsida; Solanales; Convolvulaceae. The transcript has 3 exons. Bases 274 to 1497 code for a protein of 407 amino acids. Gene Ontology annotation, molecular function: RNA binding.